This is a messenger RNA of Schistosoma rodhaini, 1221 nucleotides long. The record is from the annotation of a GenBank genome assembly. Lineage: Eukaryota; Metazoa; Platyhelminthes; Trematoda; Strigeidida; Schistosomatidae.
AUGACUAGUAUAGAAAUGACCAGUACUAUGAUUCCUUUAAAUAAUACUGAUCCUAUAACAAAUAUUACAUCGAAUUCAUCUGAAUUUGAAACAAAUCCAUUUAUUAUAGACUUAACUAAAUCUUUUCAUGUCAUUAAUAAACCAUUAGCUGUAUUUUUAUUUAUAUGUGUAUGUAUUUCAUGUUUAUUAUUUAUUAUUAUCAUUCUGUUAUGUGUACGUACUUGUAUAAGACGUAAAUAUGUACCAAAAGUAUUACGUAAACGUCCAAAAGGUAUAUAUGUAGAUGAAAUACCUGGUCUAGUACAUAAUAUUGAACAAUAUAAAUAUGGAUCAUUUGAAUAUUCAUUAGAAUAUAAUAUAGAUCAUAAACAAUUAAAAAUUGGUAUAUUACAAGCAAAUAAUAUAAUUGGACCAAUUAGUUGUGAUACAUUAGAUCCAUAUAGUACAAUUACAUUAACUAAAUUAGAUAAUCAUAAUAAUUUACGUAUUAUUGGUAAACAAGAAAGAACUAAUAUAAUAUCUAAUACAAAUCGUCCAGUAUGGAAAAAACUCUUUAUAUAUGAUAUAGAAGAACAAGAUCUUAAUUAUGUUGUUAUUAUAUUUGAAGUAUUUGCUCAUGAUAAUAUAUGUCAAGAUAUAAGUAUUGGUAAAUUAGAAGUACAUCUUAAAGAUAUAAAUCAUGAUGAAUAUGCUGGGAAUAUUAUAGAAAGAACAGGUUGGUUAACAGCUGGUACCAGUUAUAAAUUUGGUCUUGGUGAAUUAUGUAUUGGUAUUGGUUAUUAUCCAAAUAAUAAUCUACCUCAUAUUGAUAUAUGUAUCUAUGAAUGUAGACAAUUAAAUUUAGAUAAUUAUUUAUCUAAAUCAAAACAAAAUAAAUUAGAUAUAUUGAUUAUAUUAAAACAAAAAAAACAAAUUUUAUAUCGACAAAAAACUAAUAAACGUAAAGAAUUAAUUAAUCCAUAUUUUAAUCAAAAAAUUAUUAUCCCUUUAAAAAAUAUUAAUGAGCAUACUACUCAUAAUACUACUUAUAAUAAUCCAAUUGAAAAAUAUCAUAUUAUAUGUCAAUUAAGACAUAUAAAUCGUUUAUAUAUGAAACAAAUUAUAGGUACUAUUCAUAUUGGAUUAGAUUCAUCACAAACAACUGGUAUAAAACAAUGGGAAGAAAUAAUUAAAAAUCCAUCAAAAAUACAUGUGAUGUGGCAUUCUAUUAUACCAUCAUAA